CUCUGCUCCUCUUUUUGAACCUACUCCUGCAGAGAAAGCAAGGAGACAAAGAAAAGUAUAAUGGCUCCGCCGAUAAGGACCGUCGCGAUUUACAACACUCACGAAGUGCACUCCAUCGAUUUCUUCGGAAACGAGGUAACCGUUACCGUAACGUCGGAUGCCUCCGUCAUCUGCGAAUGGAUCAGCAACGUCCACACCUACGACUGUGCUCCGUUAACGUACUCCCAUCACCCUCUCGUCGUUGGAGUCGGCGUUCAGUGGACACCGUUUUGUUAUCGCUCGUGCGACGGAGAUUCUUCACCGGGAAGUUACAACAGCGACGACAACUCCUAUUCUCCUCCGCCGCCGCCGCGUCGAUACUACGUCGAUAGUCCAGCAGACACUCUCCAGUUAGGCGUGGGCAACGAAUGUCUCGUAAUCCAGCUAUCUCACUGUGACCACGUCCCCGACGAACUCCGCAUCUUCCUCUUGGAUCCAGAUACGAUAUUCAUCGGCGUCCGGAACAGUCAAGACGCGCGGAAGCUAGCGAAAUCUAGGCAUGAGCUGCAGAUCGGAGAGCUUUUGGACUUGAGGAACUAUGCUCAAGAUUGUAGAGGCCGCAGCAUGAGGCGUUGUUCGUUUGAGGAGAUUGUGGAUGUGUGUAUGCGUUGUCCAGGAGUGAGGCUAGAUCCGGAGAUAAGCAUGAGUGAUUGGAGCGCUGAAGACCUUAGUCAUGAACAGAUACGUCAGGCGUCACUGGAUGUGUAUGUUUGCUUUCAGCUUGGUGUUUGUCAUCGUAUAUGGGAAGGUUGAAACAAAAAGAAAGUUGCGAAUCUCUUGAAUCUUUCUUUUGUUAGGUUGUGACUUGUGAGGAAAAAAAAAUGCUGUUCUUGAUUCGUAGUAAGACAUGAGUAGUAUGAUACAACUAUGUUUAUGUUUGCUUUCAGCUUGGUGUUUGGGUUUUGUUUAUGGGAAGUUUAAAAAGUUUCCAGAUUAAUGUUACUAAACUGAAACUCAUAAUCCCUCUUUAUUAGUUUGUGAGAAAAAAGCUGUUUUUCAUUAGCGUUAUAUAUUAAUCCA
This is a messenger RNA of Brassica rapa (field mustard), 1059 nucleotides long. RefSeq lists its product as uncharacterized. Gene Ontology annotation, biological process: nucleobase-containing compound metabolic process. The record is from RefSeq and is a predicted model, not a curated record. NCBI's taxonomy places the organism in Eukaryota, Viridiplantae, Streptophyta, Magnoliopsida, Brassicales, Brassicaceae. Gene Ontology annotation, molecular function: 3'-5' exonuclease activity; nucleic acid binding. Gene Ontology annotation, cellular component: cytoplasm; nucleus.